CAUCGAUGCAGCUCCCACACACACGUCACAGACUCCACAGCGUCGUCGAUGAGGCUCCUGGUCGAGCCGGUGCCAGCCAGAGUAGCUCCAAGCAAGCCGGCCACAGACGAUGGCUCGCCCAAGGGCGUCACCUCGGCAGCGAAUGACAAAGAUGUACCCAAGGUCGCGGCAGAUACCAGCGUUGCUCUCGAGGAUGCAGAGCUCGACUUGGAGGCACAUGCGCAGGCGCAGAUCAUCUACAGAGAGCCUAUGCUUACUCGGAUCAUACGUGAAAGGGGCGACUUUGGCAAGCUGACCGCCCAAGCUGUACAAGAUGGCAGAGCAGAGCCGCUCGUGCUGCGACAAGCGCAACGACUGGCAAACGCUGCACAGGAUAAGGGCUCAAUCACGGAUGAAGCCUUGAGGGAGAUGCGUAACGACAUGCUUGCUUCGCUGGGACAAGCUUAUGGCGAGCUGUCGACUGCUAUGGACCUCAUCAAUGUCAUUCUCUACCCACUCAAUGCGCUUCGACCGAAUCCUCCACUCGAUGCCCUGCCCCUGCAACCAGGCGCACUUUCGGUAUCCGUCAUGACACCGAUUUUGCCUCCGCCGCGUCCGUCUGCUCAAGCCGCUCAGACAGCCAUUGCCCUAGGCACCAUCUCAGAGACCUGCACAAAUGUAUCGCGCUCCUUCCAUGAAGCUGCGCAGAGACUCGGUACGCUAGCAGGAAGCAGCGAGACGUCUUUCAAGCGAAUGCUCGAGUGGCGCGACCGAGGCCAUCGAAUAGAGGCCGCUCCCGUGCAGAACGACGUUCGCUCUGGUCAGCCGCCCACGAACCGACAGCUCGAUCGCGUCUCGCGUAAUGUGCUCGCGCCUUGCGCUUACGUAGAGUGCGAUCGAAAACGCAGGAGAAUACAUGGCGUAUUCAAGAGAAGCAAAGAAACCGCGGAGCAUGACUUUGAUAUUCCGCGACGGACAGCUCGAUUGCGCAUCUCUGUGAAAUCAGCAGAUCAGACCACGUCCACUUACAGUCGACCGGUUCUGGCCGAAGAUGCCUCGCAAGCUGCGGCCCUAGAGUAUGAGCAUGCCAAUAUUCUCGAUGACGAGCUUUGGGACUGUCUGCGAGCCGAGCUACAGUCACUGUCGCAGACUUAUGACACCGACAUCGAGCCAGAGCUGAUGUCGGCUCAUCUCCCCACGGGCGCAUCUCUCACGAUCUCAGAUACAGAUGAUCCGCCAGAUAACCCAGAGCUGGCCAAGCUCGUCUAUUCACUCCUUCUCAUGCGCUAUCUGACCCGAUUGCGAGACCGCCGCUCAAUAUCUUCAAGGGAAGUCGUCGUCGUGAAGCCUGUCUUGCAGCUUCUAGGCAUGCUCGAGCGUAUCAACCAAGUAACGAGUACUUGUAAGACUGUUCUGGACCAUCUCACCGCAUGCCGAUUUACACGAUACGCAAUCGACGUGCACCAUUUGGCCGGCAAGGAAGACCUAUCGGCUCUUCUGAGUCAGGCACAUCCGAACGGCGAUCUCACGACUUUACUCGACCUGACGCGAGAUGGCGUCCCUGUGCUUACGAUAUCAGUCGGCUUGGAUACUGUGUCAAUAUUGCAGCCGACGCGAGCAAUGGCAAUAGAUUCGAAAGCGCAGCUCGAGCUUGCUCUACAAGCCGCGGUCCCCGCCUUGGUUUGCCAAGAGAUCGGCAACCAUCUGAAAGCCAAGGGGAUACCUUUCAAAUCGACAAGCAGUCGAGAAAUUCGUACGGCUACCGAGAGCGGCGGGCAACGAACAUUCCGCAUCGCAUACAGCCUCGCUAUAGAGCAAUACAAUGCAAUCCUCUGCAUCGGACAAAUCGUGUCUUAUGUCGCUCUGUUGCGUGCAGUGCCUGAUGGCUUUUGUCUCUGUGUUCUUCUUCGUGUACGGAUACCUUAG
This is a messenger RNA of Mixia osmundae IAM 14324, 1905 nucleotides long. RefSeq lists its product as uncharacterized. Lineage: Eukaryota; Fungi; Basidiomycota; Mixiomycetes; Mixiales; Mixiaceae. The transcript is spliced from 6 exons. Gene Ontology annotation, biological process: regulation of transcription by RNA polymerase II. Gene Ontology annotation, cellular component: mediator complex. The coding region runs from base 49 to 1905 and encodes 618 amino acids. The record is from RefSeq and is a predicted model, not a curated record. Gene Ontology annotation, molecular function: transcription coregulator activity.